UUAUGACCAUGUUUACACCGUGCCAAAAUAUUGGACGUGGUGCGCAUGCGUAAAAUGGUCGCUCUUUCUGGGGGAUACCGACGAAGAGUCAACACGUGACAAUAUUACGAUGGGAGACAAUAUAGAUGAUGAUUUUACUGGGGCUCAGUCCGGGGCAGCUAACACAGUUCCUGCUCAGUGCUCUUCUCUUCGCAAAAAUGGAUUUGUGUGCAUUAAGGGUCGACCAUGCAAAAUAGUGGAAAUGUCCACCUCAAAGACUGGAAAGCAUGGCCACGCCAAGGUACACUUGGUGGGAAUUGACAUCUACACUCAGAAAAAGUAUGAAGAUAUUUGCCCUUCUACCCACAAUAUGAAUGUUCCAAUUGUUACUCGUACUGACUAUCAGCUUAUUGAUAUAGAGGCAGAUGGUACUCUCACCCUUUUGGAGGAAACUGGUAAUGAGAAAAAUGAUAUGAACAUACCCUCAAAUGACCUAGGCAAGGAAAUUAAGGAGCGCUUUGAAAAUGGCGAAUCCCUCCUUUUGACCAUCACAUCCUGUAUGGAUAUGGAGCAGGUCACCGGUAUAAAGGUGGAUACUAAAUAGAUUCCUUGCAUGAAGAAAUAGCUGAAUCUAGAAAUACUAAACAACAGACAUUUAUUUAAAUUUGUCAGCGAUGGCUAGGUCUUCACACGGGUAUGAGGAACACAGAACAGAAAUAGGGGGUGGGGUGAUCCGGGGAUGAUGACUAUGUAUUCGCUCUUCAUCAGUAUCCAGGCUCAUCACCUCGUGGACAAAACAAGGACCUUUGUAGAUGUUCAUCAACUUUUGAUUUUUUUUCUGUGUUUUUCUGGCAUUCGAUUCAAAGUUAGAGGAUUAAAGUGAAGUUGAUUGAUUAAGGACUUUGUUAUUCAAAGAAAGAGGAAAAUUUGCAUAAUUUACACAACAAACAUAAAGCACUCCAAAUUGGAAAUGGAAAUAUGACUCCAGAAAGAUACUGAUGAGUAAUUAUAAAUUAAAGUGUUCACGAACAUUUCCAAUGUGUGUAUAUGUGUGAGUAUCUAGCCACAGGUAUAUCAAAGUGCUAUUCAUUUUGUUAUUCUGUAUUCCUUUUGAUGCUGCUAAUUGAAAUGCAAUGCAUUUUGAAGAAGAUUUUGAUAAGUACUGUGUGGUAAAAUUGUACAAUAUCUGGUUUUUGAUUAUUUUUUAAGUUAGCAGAAUAGUUCAAGGACUUUCUGAACAAGCAAUUAGAAUUUACUACAGCAUUGUACAUUUUUAAAAAAAAGAAUUAAAACUGUGGAAAUGCUUAAUUGUUCAACUUUCUCCUUGAACUUAAUGCACAAAACAACUGUUAUUGCAAUAAAUUUCUUUCCUACAACUACAAAAA
Ostrea edulis (European flat oyster) is the source of this 1364-nucleotide messenger RNA. Its product is annotated as eukaryotic translation initiation factor 5A-1-like. Gene Ontology annotation, molecular function: ribosome binding; RNA binding; translation elongation factor activity. Gene Ontology annotation, biological process: positive regulation of translational termination; positive regulation of translational elongation. The record is from RefSeq and is a predicted model, not a curated record. The transcript is spliced from 6 exons. NCBI's taxonomy places the organism in Eukaryota, Metazoa, Mollusca, Bivalvia, Ostreida, Ostreidae. Bases 110 to 583 code for a protein of 157 amino acids.